Molecule: messenger RNA, 327 nt
Organism: Oryctolagus cuniculus (rabbit)
Lineage: Eukaryota; Metazoa; Chordata; Mammalia; Lagomorpha; Leporidae
Source: RefSeq, a predicted model, not a curated record
CUGCAUCCUACACUGAAGUCAUCAUGGGCUUUUUCCAACUCCUGAUGAAAAAGAAGGAACUUAUUCCUUUAGUGGCCAUCAUGACCUUUGCAGCGAGUAGAGCCUCAACGUUCGCCCUGUAUUCCUUCCAGAAAAUCAACGUGAUUGUUGAUCGCCAAAGAAAUCUGGAACCCUGGGAUACUGUGAAUCCAAAUGUACCUCAGAAGCUUGUGACAAUCAACCAACAAUGGAAACCCAUUGAAGUGUUGCAGAAGGUCCGAAAGGCGACCAGAUGACCACUCUUGACCUCUUUCUUCCUAAGACUACUCUAUGAAUCUGGUGGAAACA